AAGACCGACGAGCGAGAAAAAAACAUGGCGAAGGCUUCGCUAUUUGACGGUUUUUUAUAAUUUUGUCGCGCAGUUUCUGCCUAAACAAGUUGAUGCUGCAACAUGGAUUUCAUUGAAGCUUGUCUGGAAGAGAUUGCACUUGAAGGUCUUGAUGGAAUAACCUUCCAGGCCCUCUGGUUGCGCCUUGAGCACAGAAGGACCAAGUUUCCACUCCGCAUUGAUGAGAAAUCUAAAGCCUACAUUUGGCGUGGCAUAGCAACUUGCAGUGAUGUAGAUUUCCAUGAGCUACCAAACCCAAGACCUCCACUUCGUCUUUGGAAACGAGAAGAUUAUUAUGAUGAUGAGUCGGGCAUGCAUUAUGAACCAGAGGAUGAUGAGCUUCUUGAUAUCUAUCCCAUAAAGAUAAUCAGUGAGGAUGGCAUAACAGGAUCCUGUGAGACCUUCCAUUCCAGGAAAAAUGUGACAAACCUGGUCCGUGAUAGUAGUGGCAAUGCACUCAUGCCUUAUGGAGAUAUCAUGAAGAAGUGGGGCAGUCAGUUCGUGAUGGUUGCAAGUCAGGCCACACGAACCAAAUAUAUCCUGGGGGUGGAUACAAACCCCUGCAUUAUCAAUCUGUUCAACAGUCUCCAGUACUGUAUAUUGGAACGAGUUGGCAGAGCACGUUAUGAAGGAGCAGUUGCCGUUGGGAAGGAUAGUUUGAAUGUGUUCAAUGAGAGUAGCAAUAAAAUGUUCUAUCAUCGUAAACUUAUGCUGGAACACAAUUUGAUUACAAAACAGUACUUUACCAUGCGUAAACCUAUCGCAGUUAGUGCCCCCACCCAUGUAAACCUGAUGCAUUUACAUCGUUUCUUCGUCGAGUACAAGUCCAAGGUGACCAUGUCUGUCGAGCGAAUCAUCGACUUACUGAUGCAGGCUCCAAACAGGAUGGUAAUUUUUCAAGACUUAAAGGAAGAACUGAGCACCACAAAGAAAAUCUUUAAGUUAGCUACAUCCCAGGCCAACUUCAAAAAGGAGCAAAUGCCUAUUUCCUCGAUCUAUCCUGACAUAUCCAAUGAAGAGAAAUACACGAAGAAUGGUGGGGAGCGGUCAGUAAAAGUGUUGAAGAUGGUCAAGCGUUUUAAACUAGAGGAGGAUGAUAUACCCGAGGAAGAGGGUGAUUGCCAAGAUGUUGAAACAGUUGACAUCGUGCGCGAUGAGCCAAUCCUGAACCAAGCAUACAGAUUCGUUGAGAGGUUGGGCCCUCAGGGCUGUGAAAUUGAACAACUGGCUAAAGCAUUUGGAGUCGGACCCCUCGAUGCCCGUUUGAUGAUGAGUAAUCUACUCUCAAGGGGUGUGGUUUCCAGGUUUUUGGCAGAACGAGGCAGGCAAAGGAUUCAGCGCUUUGUCGCUUUUGUUCAUGAGAAAGACUGCAACUACCAUAAAGAUAUUGAGAAGCAUAAAACCACUGUUCAGAAAAUGAUCAAGUCGGUCAAGGAUGAAGAAGAAACAAUUAAUGAUGAAGACCUAACAGUUACGGACGUUGAUGUAAUUCCAACCGGAGCUGGCGGUGAUGUGGUCCUCGAUGUAACUGCCAAGACAGAGUAUUCUAUCACUGAAGGCUGUGAGCGCACGAUGUUGGAUUACAUGGAGAAAAAACAAACAAGUCUUAGGCAACCAUCGGGAAAAGGUGUGGUCACAUCGAGGAAGAUUCAUCGGAUGAAACUGUUUCUUGAUACUGUUGAGGAACAAGGAGUGACCGAUAAGAUCCAUCUCCAGAAAAUUAUUUAUGAGAGCGAGUUAAAAGAUGGCAGCACCAGCAGAAUGUGUCGUAAAACUCUGACUCGAAUGGUGAAAAACUUGGCUGCUGAGGGGCAGAUCAAGGUCAUUAAGACACUGGUUACUGUUGGUAACAAAGAACAAAAGAUGGAGUUUGUCUGCCUGAAGUCUGUCUCACCGAAUGACCAGCGUAUUACAGAUGCCAUCCAUCGCGCCAAGAAGAAGCUGCUGCAGCAAAGGGAUAGCAUCAAGGCGGAAGUGAAAAGAGAGUCUGGGGAUGAGGCCUGCACCAAUGUUGAUGACAGUUUACCUUCAGGAAGCAAGAAAGCUCAACCGAAAAUUAAAAUGAUCUAUAAACAAGACGCGUCGCGUGCUUACGGCCUCGUGCCAAGAAUGCGUCGCCAGGAAAUCCUACACAAGUAUCUAUUCUACCUGACGCGUAGCUACAACGGUACCAUACCAGGGGGCUUCACCGCGUAUGAAGCGUUUAUGGACCAGACCCAACGUGAGCAUAAAGUUGAGCCGGAGGUCUAUUGUUCCGAAUUAGACUGGCGUCGCUUCCUACCCCCGAUUCCAGUUCACCACGGGUAUGGAAAAGGUUGGUUUUACUUGAGUGAUGCAUUGACAGUCCUCCCAUUGCAACUCCUAUGCCAGCUAGUCAAUUUUCCUUACAUCAUAGAGGAGUUGAAGGAAUACCUAGCCGACCCCAUCAAGCGAUACUACCCAAUGUGCUGCCUCCCACCAACAUUGUUUGCCCAGCUUACAUAUAAGAGGAAGUAUGUGUUUGUCAUAUUUGAUGAGUUGAUAAAGAGGCUGUGUUACCAGGGGUUGCUGACAAUUGGACCACAAAACGUCUACGCAAAGGAAAAGUGCUUUGCCUACAUCCAUUUCAAUGCAACUCUCUACGACACUCUGUCAUCAGAACCAGGCUAUAUGUGUGUGUCUGACAAAGAAUACCCAGAGAAGGUUUACCAGUUCAGAACGAACAGUGAUAUUGCAGCUUAUUGGGCAGAUCUGGAGUAUAUAGCUGUUAACACAUCACUGGGAGUGAGGAGCUCCCGCGGUGCAGAAGAGCAGUUCAACUACAGAACGCUCCAUCUGACGAAAAGGCUACAGGACUCGCUUGUACGCAAGAAGCCAAAUGAAAUUGUGGACAAUGGAUUCCUGCCAGGUGAUAGAAGGGGAGCUGCUGGCCUGGAUACCAUCUUCUUCAACCACAGAGCCCAGAAUUGGUCCUGGCCAUACCUUAAAAUUCCAUUUCCCAGGAAAGUACCAGGGGUCAAGACAAGUGUUUUGGUGAAGAAACUCCGAGAGAAGUCAAAAGCCAUCCAAAUUUCGAAGAAAACUGUUAGUGAUGCAGAUAAGGAUGGAGGGCAGAUGUCUGUGAUCCAGACCAAGCUGACCAAAGAGAAAGCAGCAAGUCGCAGAGGAGGCAAGGGUAUAAAGAGGAAAGCAAAGACGGCUCCUGGAGAGGAAGUGCCGAGGAAGGUCAGGAGACAAAUGCCGAUUAUUGCACAGAAGGAGAAGAAAAGAUGUACAUCGGGUCGUUUAAAGGAGGGUGACAAGGAGGCUAUGAGCAUGAUGACAAGGGAGAGAGUUAUUUGGAGUCCACAGGAAGACUCCUUGUUGCUUCUGAUGAAAGUUGCCAACAUCUUCCUCGGUCGUUAUGCAAGCUCUUUGUUGUCAUGGAAACAUCAACGUGAUAUCUUGCAUGAGACAUUUCCAGAGGUAUCAAAGGAUAAGUCAUCUGCAGCUUGUCAGCGGCGGCUGAAUUUUCUCGUGAAAAAUUACGAUAGCCGGGUUACAGUCGAUACAUAUGCCAAGCAGGCUCUUUUGGACAAGUCUCUUCUGAAGGAGUUUAAGCAGGGGAAGGUAUACGUUGCCACCAAUGUCAAAGAGAAUAUUGUAGUGUUCAAGAGACUCUUGGACACACUGAAAGAAAAAAUAUUGUCAGGUUUUAUGGCUCAUGCAAAACUGCCGGAUAGCCUGAAAGAGCUGCACGAGACAUACGAGAUCAUUGUUGGUGACGAAACAUUUGUGAAGAAGUCCCAACAUAAGGAUAUCACCUGUGUCAAUGACAUUUAUGAGAGCACACUGCAUAAUGUUAUCCAUGCUUGUCUUGCCACAACUGACAAGAACAGCCGCUCCCAGGAGCUGUUCAAGUUAUUCCAACAGUAUCCUGCGGAUAUGCUGACCACCCUUCUCAGCAGAAUGGUUGCAGAUCAGAUACUCACAAAGAAAAAGAGAAAUCAGUUGAAGAAGAUAAGAUCUGUUCAUAUGACAGCCAUGUCAGCAUACAUGCUCUCACAGAGGUAUCAAUAUGUGUUCCUCUACCUGUCGUCUUAUCCGAGGGAGAUCUUCAUGGACUCGGUUGAAUUACUCGACAAUCUCUUUGAAACUCAUCAGAAGACCAAGGAUGAUGAUGAAGACGGUUUCUUCAAUCUGCGUGGCAUGGACGUUGGUGGACAUGCUGCAGCUGUUGUUAGUUUGUUUGCUCUAAAGAAGAUCGUCACCUUUGCUAAAAUUCCUGAGCAUAUCACAGUGGUCACCAAAGCGCCGGCCAAGUCGAAGAAGAAAGAAAGCGAGCCAGCGACAGGCAGCAAACCACCACUGAUGACAGAAUCUGAUGAAGAGGAUGAACAGCUCAUUGAAGAAGCGGAGAAGACAGGACAGGAAGAUGCCAAAGCUGUUCAGUCAGAUACUGACAAAGACUUGGAGGAAUUUGAUUUCGAUGCGACAGAAUCUGAAAACACAGAAAAGUCAGUGAUUCAAGAUUCUCUCAUCAAUGCCACCUGUGGCACGGCAGAAAAACCUGCAGAACCUGCCGGGAUGUUGGACACAUUGAGUAAAGGUGCAGUGCUUGGAGCUGAAAACAGAGCCACCCCGUAUCUGCCCUGUUCUCGCCACUUGAUCAGUGUGGCACGGUUUGCACGAAUGCUGAAUCCAAAUGAGUCGUUUGUAGUCAAACCGUGUGAGGUCAAGGUCAGACUGAAGAAGAACUCAAAGGGUGAAGUAGAGUACACAUCCUUGGACCCACAGAUAACCAAGGACAUCCUAACAUCGCUAUCAGAGCUUCAUCCCCAUCAUACAGAUUACGAUGCGUUUCUUACUGAAUGCAGGACAGAUCACACCAUAUCCCAAGAUGAGGUUGACCAGAUUCAUCGCCUGCACAACAGAAUAGAAAGUGCCAAGGAAAUGGGGCUGACACGUAAAGAAGUAGUGGAAUAUAACCCUGACAUCAGAUCACUCGAUAAGAUGUUGAACAUACUGAUGAGAAAUAAAAUUGUAACUCGUAGUGGUGUUACAAUCCCACGCUAUGUCAGCUAUCUCCAUGUCCGGCCCUGGUUGAUCCACUCCUACAAGACAUUGAGAGGACGGAGCAUGAAGCCUUGGGAACAUGGUUUCGCGGAUUAUGAUAAGCUUUCACCAGAAAGUGCAGCAAAAGGAGUGACAUCGGUUGCUGGUUUGGAACUAUCCACGGAGGACACUCGAGGAACAGGAUCAACAGAUGGUGGCUCUGGUAUAGCACCAGGAUCAAGCUCUAGUACACCACCACCAGCUGAAGGUAGCACUGGUACAGCAGGAGGACCCAGCACUAGUACUGAACCAGCCAAAAGCAGCACCAUUGUGCCUACGGCACCAGUUGAACACAGUACUGGUCAACCCCGAAACGAUGCCAUGGAAGUCUCAACAGAAUCAUAUUCAGCUGACAUUUCUCAGACUCCGACACCGAUGGAGACUGAAACGUCUGCUGAGUUGGAUGAAAGUGUAGCAGAAAUCAUGCCUGAUACUCAGGACCUUUCAAAGGCUACUCGGAGGCGGAGGAAUCUUAAAACCAUGUCCUUAGAUGGUGGUUCACAUAGUUUGCCUGUUGAAGGAACAUACGAAAGGGUACGCGUCCUAUGCCGGCCUUGGAUAAAGCCAGAAGGAUACGUAAACCGUCCAACCCUCAAAAUGAUGCUGGAAGCUGUGUUGAUGUAUAUUAUGAAUAAUCCAGGCAUCAUGAUGAAGGGAUUAGUGAAGAAAUUCAACCCCAUCCUGCAACCUAUGGGAAUCCUAGAACUAUUGGAGAUGUUGGAAAAGACGGAAUGUAUCACUAGAAAGUUGCUCAGAAAACCAGCACAAACUUGCUUGUUCUCCUCAAGACCAUUUUGCCCAAUUGUGAAUGAAGACAAUGGUGAAGUUGUGGCAGCCUACAGUCCAACAGUUGACUGCAUCAUCAAACUAGGACAAUUUUUGUCUCAACUACAAACAGUAUCAAUUUAAAGGACCAACUGAGUUCUUCGUCUUUUAUUUUUGCAUUCACAGAUAAUGGCAAGGAUAUAUGGCUGCAAUAUAUGUCGGGCACAUUGAAGGUGUAAUCUGCCUCGUCCUUUUAACCAAGACAGAGUUGAGGACAUCAUGGAUUUUCAAUGCAUUUCUCCAUGAUACAACUGAGGGUGCAACCUUCAAACUAUCUGAAAAUCUACUAAUAAUGGCAUAAGCGCGCAAGGGAACUCUCUCUGUAGAGGUCCUCGGGUAGUAAAUCCGUAAAUCUGCCUCUCGGAUAGAGAAUUGACAAGUACAGUUUGAUAUUGGACUGUGAUUGUCUCCCGUGUACUACAUGUAUUUGAGACUAAGAUAUUGAAAACAAAACUGUUCAUUUGUUUUGCAUUAUGAAAUCUGGGUUGAAUAUCGGUUUAUUGGAGCAAAAAGUUUUGCUCUUAAAAAAUGUCUCUUUCCUAAUGAUUCAGUCCCUUAUGUUACAUGAUAUCAUUUCCGGAAUCAGACUUGUGCACUAUGAACACUACAUAAUGGUAAAAAUCAUGGUAAAUGUAAAAUGUCACUAAGUGAGGAAAGCAAUAAA
Lineus longissimus is the source of this 6601-nucleotide messenger RNA. RefSeq names its product general transcription factor 3C polypeptide 1-like. Gene Ontology annotation, cellular component: transcription factor TFIIIC complex. NCBI's taxonomy places the organism in Eukaryota, Metazoa, Nemertea, Pilidiophora, Heteronemertea, Lineidae. Gene Ontology annotation, molecular function: DNA binding. The record is from RefSeq and is a predicted model, not a curated record. The transcript has 38 exons. Gene Ontology annotation, biological process: transcription initiation at RNA polymerase III promoter; 5S class rRNA transcription by RNA polymerase III. Bases 103 to 6021 code for a protein of 1972 amino acids.